This is a messenger RNA of Nannochloropsis gaditana CCMP526, 821 nucleotides long. RefSeq names its product transcriptional coactivator pterin dehydratase. The transcript has a single exon. Gene Ontology annotation, molecular function: 4-alpha-hydroxytetrahydrobiopterin dehydratase activity. The coding region runs from base 19 to 555 and encodes 178 amino acids. The record is from RefSeq and is a predicted model, not a curated record. Gene Ontology annotation, biological process: tetrahydrobiopterin biosynthetic process.
AUAGUGCAUUGGCAGUGCAUGCGUCAGCUUUUGCUGUCAACACCUUGCGUGGUCCUUGUUGCCGUAAGCGCAGCUUUCCAAGUGUCCUUCUCCCCUGCUGCACUAUCUACCUCUUAUUGCAAUAGCAUGAGCGAAUCUGCUCCUGAAGUCAGCCCGCCCUCGUGCACUCGUGACGCAAAAAAGCAUUGCCUUCCGUGCGAAGGAGGACUUCCAGCGUUGUCGAUCGAGCGCGUGCAAGCCGUCCUCCCCUCACUCCCUUUGUGGCGUCUAAGUAAAGAUCAUAAGCGACUCUCUCGUUCUUUCACGGCCAAAAAUUUCGCCGCUGCCCUCGCUUUUAUAGAUGCAGUAGGAGCUGUCGCUGAGUGCGAAGGCCACCACCCAGACUUACACCUGACGAGCUACAGGGAAGUAGAAGUGGUCUUGUACACACACGCGGUAGGAGGUUUGACCGAGAACGAUCUGAUUAUGGCUGCAUUGAUCGAUACAAUACCUGCCUCAUACAGCCCCAAAUGGCUGAAAGAACAUCCGGAGGCUGGAAAAAGUGCAGCACGAUAGAGCAUGUGAAGAAAAAAUGAAAGGAUUUUGGAUGAGGUAUGUAUGGAUGGAAAAGGUAGACUUGAAAAGGGCAAUGAGCAAAAGAAAUGGGUAUAAGAGAACUCCGGUCCCGCAGCCGAAUUUCAAAAUGAGAUGUCGUAUAAGAUUGUCUUAGAAAAUGUGAUAGCGAUGUAUACGCUGCGUUUCUGUCCUGUUGCUUUACAUGCUCUGUACAACUUCCCCAUCACUCCCCAUUAAAAAUGGAAGCAUCAGAGACCCCUACAUUC